Messenger RNA from Triplophysa rosa, 1767 nucleotides. RefSeq names its product cytoskeleton associated protein 4 (gene ckap4). The record is from RefSeq and is a predicted model, not a curated record. The coding region runs from base 347 to 1654 and encodes 435 amino acids. The transcript is spliced from 2 exons. Lineage: Eukaryota; Metazoa; Chordata; Actinopteri; Cypriniformes; Nemacheilidae.
AACAGCCCCAAACCGCCUUUCUGCUACAUUCAGUUAAAGAAGUUGCAUGAACGAUAUCAAGUCCUGUGCACUUUAUGAUGUUUUACACAGAGUCGUUAUUACAUUGAUCUUUAAAGUCUGCUUACAAUUCAAAUAUAGAAAAAUGAAAUAAUUCUUUCAUUUAUUUAUUAAAGCAGUGGCAGAUUGUUUUCAUCGGUGUUAAAAACGUUCGCACGCGUUUCUCUUUACAGGAGGGAGAUUUCCAUACUUUCCCAUCUGCAAAGGAACGCGGCGCUACGUGACGUCACUGCGCGUCCGGCGCUUUAAAGACCCCCGAGCGUCCAAACUCACCGGACAGACAGCCACGAUGACUGCGAAAAACAGAAGUAAGAUCAGUUCGCACACGAACGACAAAAGCCCCGCGGUCCAGCACGAUGACGCGGUGAAGAAGAGCCCGAAGAACGCGGGUCCGAGCGCGCUCAUGAAGUUGAUCUCUGCGCUGUUUUAUCUGACGCUCGCAGGAGGCGCGGUGCUCGCGGCGCUUUAUUUCCAACAAGUGUCAUCUGAGGUCCAACUUCUGAACCUGAAACACGAAGAAUCGACGGAGAGAUACACAGAGGUGGCGCGUGAGGUGGAGCGCGCGCUUCGACAGAUGAGUUCAGUGAAGGAAUCUCUGGAGGGUUUGGAGUCGGCCGUGGUCGGUGUUAAAGCUGACCUACAGAGCUCGAGUCGUGCGGUGCAGAGAGGAGAAGCCGACAACCGUCGUCUGGAGGAAACCUUGCAGAACCUCCAGAAUAAAAUCUUCAGAGAUCUGACAGACAGCAUUGAGGAGGUGAAGGACGCUCGGGAGCGGGACGUCUCGUCUUUGGAGCGAACCCUCGAGGAACGUCUGGCCCAGCUGAGCCGCUCCAUCGCCGAGAGCGUGUCGGAGUUCUCCGGAGAACAGAGCCGCUACAAGAAUGAACUUCAGGAGCUUAAAUCUCACCUGCAGGAGCAUCAGACGCCUGCGCUCCUCCAACAGGAGCUGACGUCCAUCAACAGCGCCGUGGCCAACCUCAACACCGCCAACGAGGUGUCCGAGGGUAACAUGGAGGUCCUGAGGGAGCAGAUCACCGCCGUGAGCGCCGAACUCCAGACCAGGAACAGAGAGGUAGCGUCUGUGUCGGAGGAGGUUGAGUCCGUGCGCUCGCUGAUGAGGAGCAUUGUGGGAACGAUACGGGAGGAGGUGUCAGCGGCUCGCACUGGCGCACAGGCCGCGUCCGACCAGGUCCAGGCUCUGAGCGACGGGCUGGAGCGCUCCGACGGGGCCCUUCAGACCCUGGAGACGCAGCUGAGGAAGGAACUGCUGAAGGUGGAGAGACGAGGAGAAGACGUGGAGGCCAGACUGAAGGCCACGGAGGAGAGCGAGGACUCGCUGACGGAGCAGACCAACAAACUGUACGAAUCUCUUACAGCAAAGUACGAAUCUCACCAGAGCUCGCUGCAGAACUACAGAACGGCGACGGAGACGCUGAGAGACGACGUGGAGGAGAUGAAGAGGAGUCUGAGUGAGGCUCAGGUGAGAUUACAGGCAGUGGAACUCAAGCUCGAGGCGGAGGGUUCGGAGGUAGUGCGAGAUCUCGAGAUGGCAAGAGAAGAGACGGAUGAAUCUGAAAUAAGCCAAACAGAGAUCUGAAUGGAUGAACUGCUGACGUCUACAAAUACCUGCACUGUAGUUUUUAUCUGUUCAGUUUUUAAAAGUGGAAUCAGGAUUGUAGUUGUUUUACAAUAAAAAUGUUUACAACCUUU